Athene cunicularia (burrowing owl) is the source of this 5440-nucleotide messenger RNA. RefSeq names its product collagen alpha-4(VI) chain-like. The transcript has 32 exons. Lineage: Eukaryota; Metazoa; Chordata; Aves; Strigiformes; Strigidae. The coding region runs from base 1325 to 4876 and encodes 1183 amino acids. Gene Ontology annotation, molecular function: serine-type endopeptidase inhibitor activity. The record is from RefSeq and is a predicted model, not a curated record.
UGAGGGGAUAUAAAUAUAUACUUCAUAUAUUCAACACAUUUGACUUCAGGAGGGACUACAUGGGUAUGGUUACUUCAGAUAUGGAGACAUCAUAAUUAGCUGGGUUCUCUGAUAGAUGCUUUGGUUUUUGGGGAUCCUCUUGACUGAUGAGAGAACCUAUUAUUUGAUUUUUAAUUUCAUGGCAGGUUAAUAGCUGUUUGAGGCUACUAGAAUACCAGGGUCCACUUAAAAUUUUUUGUUAAUGUGUACUCAUUGCAAUUUUUGCUGUUUAAGCCAUCAGGAAGAUACAAGUAUGAAUGAUAAUGAAUGUUUAAGGAUAACAGAAUAACAUGCUAAUUAUUAAGCUUUACUCAGCAAAGAAAAAUAGACGAUAGACUUAUAAAAAGUGCACCAAAUACUAAAAUGGAAAAUCAUUAUGUCUUUCCAUUCUUUAAAAUCAAGUCAGCAUGUAAACAUCCAUCCCACUAGCUUGCAGACAGGCAGACACCAAUUCUAACAGUAAAUGAAAUUGACUUUUAAUGUCAGUCAGUUUUUCCAUUUAAGACUGGGUGUAGACACCUAAUGGGCUGGUUGUGUGCUUGUAUGUACGUAUGUCAGUGUGGGGGUGUUCCUAUCUUUGUGGCCACAUCCUUUCCAGCUGUGGCUGCUUGCCCUUCUAAACAAAACCGCUCUUUGGAACAUCUGGAACCUCAUGUUGAUCACAUUGACUUCCUAAGUCAGGUAAGUCAUCCAGGGUCUCCUUUCUUGGAUCAGUGUCUGGCCAUAUGAUUGUACCUGGAAUCAUUAAGAGAGUCCUUUCUCUGAGAAACCUGCAGCAAGUAAAGCUGCAACUUUUGUCCUAAGACAUUUCAGUGCUAACGAAAAGGUAAUGUACUUGUAGGAAAAAAUGUGCCUGUAGAGAAGAGACAAAUGAAGAAAUCUUUUUGUUGGUUACAUAAAGAGCUGACAUCUAGAAAAUACUUUGCAUUAUUUUUACAGCAACAUUUAUCCUUCUUCUGGUUAAUACAGGUGUCUUAAUGGUGAAAGUUCAGCAUGUGGACAUGCAAAGGAGAGUGGUGAGGCGGGAGGGUGGAAUGGAUUUCUCCUGGUUUUACUGUUUGGUGAAACCAGGAAGUUCCACAGAUGGAAUCCAGGCUUCAAAUUCACUUUAAUGAGAGAAAAGGGGGUGGCAGAGGAAAGGGAUAACUAACUGGGGCAUGUGAACUGAAGCUGUCUCUCUGCUGCACUCCAGGACUCAGGCUUUUUCCAAAGACUUCAGAAGGAAUGAAAGCAUGUAAAGGCUGAAGAAAUCUAACUGGAGUACUUCAGUAGGGAAGUUUUCAAAAUGGAUGACUGGAAACCACUUCUUGUUCUUCUCUUUGUUUUCACCCUCUGCUCUAUAGAUGCACAGCAGACUGAUUGUGACAUAGAUCUUUCUGUAGCAAUUGAUAUUUCAAGGCGUAUGCAGCCGGCAUCCACAGUGCUUCUGAAAAAGAAAUUGCAAGCAUUCCUCCCCAAGCUUUUACUCCAGAUGAAACUGCUGCCAAAUACCAGCUGUAAUGCUGGUUCUCCAGUCAACAUUAGAUUCAAAUUCCAAGUAUUGACACAGACCAGACAAUUCAUCUUUGACUCUGAUUUUGAAGACUAUAAUGAAGAGAUCAUCCAGAGGUUCUUAGAUGCACAGGCCACUGUGGACACCUACCUGAAUGCACACUUCUUCCAAGCACUUGAGGAGAAGUUCUUCAGUGUGACCUCUGCUGAAGUUAAGGUUCUGUUAGUAUUUUCAGACGGGCUGGAUGAUUCACUGGAAGAUCUCAGAAAAGCAGCUGACUCUCUUCGCCUUAAAGGUCUUGAUGCACUUCUAUUAGUUGGCCUGGACAAUACACAGAACUUGACUGAACUUCGAGAAAUAGAGUUUGGCAGAGGGUUUGGAUACAAUGAACCUCUGAGUAUUGGGUUUGCAGAGAUUGCAAACAUCUUGCAGAGAAACCUUGAUACUGUUGCAGAAAGGAAAUGCUGUAAAGUUGUUUGUAAAUGCCUUGGAGAAAACGGUGAUCAAGGUAGCCACGGAAGUCCUGGAAUGAAGGGAAGUACAGGUUACAGAGGAUCUCCUGGCCAUCCUGGUGAGGAAGGUGGGAUUGGGGAGAGAGGCCCAGUUGGUUUCAAUGGGACUCAAGGAGACAGGGGAUGUCCAGGUGCCAGAGGCCAUAAGGGGGCCAGAGGAUAUAGAGGAAGUCAGGGUGAACAUGGUGAGAAUGGAUUUGAUGGCACUGCUGGAGAGCAGGGAGAACAUGGAUUUCCUGGACCUUCAGGAGAGAAAGGCAACAUGGGAAAACGGGGCAGAAAAGGCCCCAGAGGAGAACCAGGUGAACGAGGAGAAUCUGGUCUAAGAGGAGAUCAUGGAGAUCCUGGGACUACCAAUAAUGUUCCUGGUCCGAAGGGUGAAAAGGGAAACUCAGCACGGCAGGGAGACCCAGGACCACAUGGACUCCAAGGAGAGCAGGGUGAUGCUGGCCCUGAUGGUGCAGCUGGUCGAAGAGGCCCCCCAGGUCUAAAGGGUGAGCAAGGAGAUCUGGGGGAAGCAGGUUACCCAGGAAACUCUGGUCUUCCAGGCCCACAGGGCCCAAGAGGACUACAAGGAAGCAGAGGACCUCCAGGACCACAAGGCAUGCCAGGCCCUCUGGCUAGUCUGGGGGCUCCGGGUUCACCUGGCUCUGUUGGAAAGUUAGGUGCAAGAGGAGCAAAGGGUGAACCUGGUGACCCGGGAGAGAAGGGCCCAGUGGGACCAGCUGGAUGGAGAGGCAAGCCUGGCAUGGAUGGCAGAGAUGCCUACGGUCCUGAAGGAAGCAAAGGAGCAAAGGGAGAGUCUGGAUUGAUAGGAUAUCCUGGUCCAGAGGGAGAAGAUGGAGAGCCAGGCAUUCCAGGAGCUGAAGGACCCAAAGGAGUUAGGGGUAGAAGAGGUAAUGCUGGUACACCAGGUUCCCUGGGAGAUCCAGGGGACCAAGGGCCAUCAGGACCUGUGGGUGCCAAGGGACCAAUGGGCACCAUUUUAAUGGAACCUUGUGAACUUGUGAAUUUUACACGAAAAAACUGCCCUUGUUCAUCAGACACAUGUCCAGUUUAUCCAACUGAAGUGGUGUUUGCCUUUGAUAUGUCUGAAGAUGUUACACCAGCUGCAUUUGAAAGGAUGAGGACCAUUGUUAUGUUACUGCUGAAGACCAUUAAGAUCAGUGAAAGCAAUUGUCCAACAGGUGCUCGUGUGUCUAUUGUUUCUUUCAAUACCAAUACACGCUAUCUCAUCCGAUUCUCAGAUUUUCAAAAAAACAACUUGCUGCUACAAGCAAUUCAGAGAAUACCACUAGAGAGAUCCACUGGAAAACGUAAUAUUGGGGCAGCCAUGAGAUUUGUUGCAAGAAAUGUCUUCAAACGUGUUCGUCAGGGCAUCCUUGCAAGAAAAGUUGCCCUGUUUUUUGCCAAUGGUCCAUCGCAGGAUGAUGUUGCCAUCAGCACAGCUGUACUUGAGUUGAGUUCCUUGGACAUCACUCCAGUGGUUAUUGCCUUCAGUGAAGUGCCAAAUAUCAGACGUGCCUUCUCAAUCGAUGAUACUAGAAUAUUUCAAUUAUUUGUCUGGGAGAGACAACAGGAUGAAAGUUUGGAGAGCAUCACAUAUUGUACACUUUGCUUCGACAAAUGCAAACCAAGUACCAACUGUGAGGUGCCCUUUUCUCCUGCUGUUCAGAUGGAUAUGGAUAUCACUUACAUCAUGGACAGCUCUCGUAGCAUCAGCAGUGAAGAGUUUCAGAGAGCCAAAGACUUUGUGAGCAACAUGCUGGAUCAGUUUGUCGUUUCCUCACAGCCAAACGACUCUUAUGGAGGCAUCAGAGUGGCACUGGUGCAGCAGGCUCCCAGGGGCUUCUUGCCUGACAGAAACCAGACCCCUGUGGCCUUGGAGUUUGAUCUAGUCACAUACAGCAAUAAAGAUUUGAUGAAGAAACAUAUCCAGGAAUCUGUUCACCAACUGGAAGGGCCAUCAGCCAUUGCUUCUGCCCUACAGUGGACGGUUGAAAAUGUAUUCUUUAAAGCCCCCAGACAAAGAAAACACAGGGUCAUAUUUUCAAUAGUUGGAAGCAAAACAAGCACAUGGGACAGAGAGAAGCUGAGAGAGAUUUCACUUGGAGCCAAGUGCCAAGGAUUCACAUUGUUCACUCUUGCGCUUGGCAGCGAUGUGAGUGACAAUGAGCUGAUGGAGCUGUCAAGCUCCCCCACAGACCAGCACUUACUGACAUUGGGCAGGGUUUCGACAUCUGAGAUGGUGUAUGCUCAGAGGUUUAGCCGGGCAUUCCUAAAUCUUCUACAACAAGAAAUUAACAGUUAUCCUUCACCUGAACUUCAGGAAGAGUGUGAAAACUUAGAUCAGGAAGACAUACAACAGCAACUGUCUACAACUGAAAGGAUGCCUUUUCCUGGAACUGAUGGAACUGGUUAUGGUCAUGGUUUAGAAGACGUUGAAAGAACUGAAAGUAGAGUCCUGGAGACUGUUAUAGAGACCACCACAGAACCUAUGUACACAAUGCCAGAAAUGAGAUAUGGUUAUGAGGAGAACCAGUAUUUUACAGAGGAAGAUGUGGAAGGAGAAAAGCCACAAGAGUAUGGAGAAGCUCAGGAGGAGAAUGAGGAAAACUUACAGACAACAGUAGAAACUAGAGCUGCCUAUAGUGAUUAUGAUGCAUGUGGCCUUGCUCAAGAUAGUGGAGAAUGUGAGAAUUACGUUCUGAAGUGGUACUAUGACAAAGAGCAGAAAACGUGUGGUCAGUUCUGGUAUGGGGGCUGUGGAGGCAAUAAAAAUAGAUUUGAAACGCAAGAAGAAUGUGGAUCCUUGUGUAUAGAGUCUUCCUAAUCCAGAGACACGUAAAUUGCUUUAAUUCAUUAGUUACACUAUCAGGGUGAUGGGCAAAAGGGUUUGAAAGCUUUACAUAGUCACUCAGCUCCCACAUUUCAGUUGAAAGAUAUACUUGAUUGUAAAGUUAUUACCUAGUAACUUAAUAAUGAAAAUAAAAUUUAAAACUAUUUCUCAGUUGAUUUAACGUGUUGAGUACUGAGAAACUUCUGUUAGCUAAGAGCGUAUUGUUUAAAAAGGAUAAAAGUGUUGAAACUUGACUUUCUUCCAUAAAAACCAAAAUGUGCACUUUCUAAAUAUACUGAAAAAAUAAAACAAUACCUCAGAGAUUUUAAUGAAAUAACGUUGGGUGCAAGACACUAAUGCCAAAAUGUUUUGAUGCAUUUGCUUGCAUUUAUCCUGCUUACAGAAAAUGCCAAAACGCAUAUAGCUCUCAAAUGACAUUGACUUAUUAGAAUUCACUUCACUUUGAUUUAGAGUAUUUUCUAUCAUAAAGUCAUCUUGGCUUCUUAAUUUUUUUCUGAAUAAUCCAACAUGAUAAUAAAAUCAGUCAUUCUCAAAUAU